CUCCAUUUGGGUACCUCUUUAUAAUAAUAGUUGGGUGGUCCACGUGAAGAUUUCAUUCAGGAAAGCCUUUUCAAAUUUCUUCAUUUUCUGGCGUUUGACGUUUCGGCUAAAAAGGGCUUUGUAAUUUUGUGUAAACUCGGUGGUUUAAUCGACAUUCACCAUGAAGUACUUGGAAUACACUCCUCUUGACAGAAUAAACGAUUUCUUGAGUAAUCUAAAUCUUGGAGAACGAACCAUUGAAGGAUGCCUUGAAGCUUACUCUUGCAAACAUACUGGAACAGAUAAGAAGCUCUCACUCAGCUUGGAAAACGAGAUUCUUGAUCAUCUCGGGAAGUCUUCAGACACGGACUCGUCUUCACCAGUUGAAUAUUUAUUUAGUAGAUCCAGCCGGAAGACACUGAUUUUUCUUCUUCUAACACUCCAUCACAUGUACCCGGAUUACGACUUCAGUGCAGUGAGAGCUCACGAGUUUUUCACUGAAGAAAGCUGGGACAGUUUUAAGCAGAUUUUUGAUGUUUACAUGUUCGAAGCCUCAAAGGAGUGGCUUGAAGAGAAUGAGGGAAGUGCCCUACUUGAGACCUUGUACAAGGCCUUAGAUGAGGUUGUAAACCUAGCAGAAUGUGAAGUCUACAGUUACAACCCAGAAGCUGAAGCAGAUCCGUUUCUUGAGAAAGGAGCCAUAUGGUCAUAUCAUUUCUUCUUCUACAAUAGAAAGCUUAAGCGUGUUGUGAGCUUCCGUUUGAGCUGUUUAAGUAACUUGGUGAACGAUGGCUUUUUGGAUGACGAGUCGAGUCAGGAGGAAGAUGGAGAAAUAUUUGAUGACAUGGAUAUAUGACCCAUCAACUGCCGUAAACCCGAUGUUAUAUAGCCGUGAGAGACCUGUAAAUCCUCCUGGUAUAUUUUAAGCAUGCAAUAGUUUGCUAGGUUCUGUUUGUAGUUUCUUACUUUAUGUGAGUGAGUGUUUACACCUUUGCUGCGUGUGAACACGGUAAAGUAUGGCCUGUACAAAUCCCGUGUUUGUAUUGUUCUGUGUUAGGUUCGGUACCCUGGACUAUUUUUAUGGCUUAUUGUAAAUCUUUGGCAACAUUUUCAUGGACUGCUCAAUGUGAUUUGAAUUAUUUCAAUAGGAAUUCUUGUGGGAAA
Erythranthe guttata (spotted monkey flower) is the source of this 1143-nucleotide messenger RNA. The record is from RefSeq and is a predicted model, not a curated record. NCBI's taxonomy places the organism in Eukaryota, Viridiplantae, Streptophyta, Magnoliopsida, Lamiales, Phrymaceae.